Conger conger (European conger) is the source of this 4578-nucleotide messenger RNA. Its product is annotated as chloride intracellular channel protein 4. The transcript is spliced from 6 exons. Bases 408 to 1166 code for a protein of 252 amino acids. Lineage: Eukaryota; Metazoa; Chordata; Actinopteri; Anguilliformes; Congridae. The record is from RefSeq and is a predicted model, not a curated record.
CUGCCUGCAUCAUCUCCCUCCCGAGCCCCAGAACGGCGACGAAUAGUCCGGAGAGCGAACGGGUUCCCAACAAUGGUUUUGUAACUACAGCCAGCGAGCUUCUAGAAAAACCCCGGCGGACAAACACAGCUUUUGUGAAAAGCUCUUUGGUUAAGCAACGCGGCUCGUAUUGUUGUGGGUGCUCGAAUAUUCUCCGCACACGCACACACACACAAAAAGCGAAGCGCUACAACUAGAAUCACAGCGAGAUUCCAGCUGGUCAUCCUAACUAGCUUGGGGGGGGAGAAAGGCGGUUACUCGAAAGCUCGAGAAGUGACGGAGUUGGAGAGAGGAAAUAACGGAGGAGUCGACCAAGAAGAAAGAGGUUUAUUGCCUUGGAGACGUAGCCUGCAUAAACUAAGUUCGCGAUGUCUCUUUCGAUCCCGCAGAACGGAGUGAAGGGGGACGGCGAGCCCGUUAUCGAGCUGUUCGUGAAGGCCGGGAGCGAUGGGGAGAGCAUCGGGAACUGUCCCUUCUCCCAGCGCCUCUUCAUGAUCCUGUGGCUGAAGGGCGUGGUCUUCAACGUCACCACCGUCGACCUGAAGAGGAAGCCGGCGGAUCUGCAGAACCUUGCCCCCGGGACACACCCCCCCUUCAUCACCUACAACGGGGAGGUGAAGACCGACGUCAACAAGAUCGAGGAGUUCCUGGAGGACGUCCUGAGCCCACCCAAGUACACUAAGCUGGGUGCUCGGCACCCUGAGUCCAACACCGCGGGGAUGGACAUCUUCGCCAAGUUCUCCGCCUUCAUCAAGAACUCCAAACCCGACGCCAACGAGGGCCUGGAGCGGGGGCUCCUGAAGACGCUGCAGAAGCUGGAUGAGUACCUGCGCUCCCCCCUCCCUGACGAGAUCGACCAGGACAGCAUGGAGGACGUGCAGGUCUCCUCCCGUAAGUUCCUGGACGGAGACGAGAUGACGCUCGCAGACUGCAACCUGCUGCCCAAGCUUCACAUCGUCAAGGUGGUGGCGAGGAAGUACCGCGGCUUCGACAUCCCGCAGGACAUGAGCGGGAUCUGGAAGUACCUGGGCAACGCCUACACGCGCGAGGAGUUCACCAACACCUGCCCCAGCGACAAGGAGAUCGAGAUCGCCUACGGGGACGUGGCCAAGAGGCUCGUCAAGUAGUCCCCGCCCCCAGCCCAUGCCCCGCCCCCGCCCGCCCCCCACGCUCAGUUAGCACUGGGACAUGAGGAGUGAACGACAUAUCAUCCCUCCCUCCUUCUCUCCCUCCCUCUUUCUCCCUCUCUUCUCUCUCUCCCUCUCUUCUCUCUCUCUCCUCUCUCUCCCUCCCGUCUCACUCCUCUCUUCUCCCUCCCUCCCUCUCUCUCCUUCUCCAUCCAUCCCUCUCUCCUUCUCCCUCCCCCCCUCCCUCUCUCUCCUUCUCCAUCCAUCCCUCCCUCCUUCUCCCUCCCUCCCUCCCUCUCUCUCCAUCCCUCCCUCGCUCUCUCCAUUUAGAAGCGUUAUAAAGAGAUAACAGUUGCAUGAUUACUGUUUAGUUUUCUUUUCAUCAAGGUUUUGUGCUGUUAGCGGACAUCCCUCUCCCCCCCCCCCCUUGCCGUUUGGGACAGGAGACGCAGUAAGGAGCGACUGCCAAAACACACGUGUGCUAUUGCAUAUCACGGUUUACCCACGAUGCACUGUGCCUUUCCUUACGGAAUUCACCCCUUCGCCCAUCUACAGCGGACCGAGGCUGCAACCCCCCCCCACCCCGCUUUUUUGUGUUUUAAAAAAAAUAAAUAAAAAAAAAAGCUCAUCUAAGCACUCCAGAGACAUAUUCAGGAAAAAUUUGCUUUUUCUUUGCUGUGGACAAGGACAUCUGGAUAAAAAAACAAAAAAAAGUGCUCCUCUUCCUUCUCCUCCUCAUCUUCCUCUGUGGUGUUUUGGAAUAAGUGAUAUGCAGUUGCCGUAGGAACAGCGAGGCCUCGAGUUGGAACGAGGGAUGACUGAGAAGGAAGAAGAGAGGGAAGGAUGAGUGUGACAGAGACUCUUCUCCUGGAUCCGCAGAACUGUGGGACUUCACAGCUCUGCUACCUGCUCUUUAGUAACCAUGGGGAUAUGUCAACACACUAUCAGUAUGUUAUGAAACACUUAAUUCACACGCUUAUGAAGUCAUUGCUUUAUUAAUGAUUUCGAUCAGGGAUCAGCAACUCACGGUCCUCGAGGGCCGAGAACUGCUGGUUUUCCACCCUCCCUUUACCUGGGAGUCAGGUGUGUUCACCCUCCCUUUACCUGGGAGUCAGGUGUGUUCACCCUCCCUACACCUGGGAGUCAGGUGUGACCACCCUCCCUUUACCUGGGAGUCAGGUGUGUCCACCCUCCCUUUACCUGGGAGUCAGGUGUGUUCACCCUCCCUUUACCUGGGAGUCAGGUGUGUUCACCCUCCCUUUACCUGGGAGUCAGGUGUGUCCAUCCUCCCUUUACCUGGGAGUCAGGUGUGUUCACCCUCCCUUUACCUGGGAGUCAGGAGUGUUCACCCUCCCUUUACCUGGGAGUCAGGUGUGUUCACCCUCCCUUUACCUGGGAGUCAGGUGUGUUCACCCUCCCUUUACCUGGGAGUCAGGUGUGUUCACCCUCCCUUUACCUGGGAGUCAGGAGUGUUCACCCUCCCUUUACCUGGGAGUCAGGUGUGAAGACAGUCUGGUCGAUCACCAAAUACUGAGUUGGUGAGUUGGUGAUUCCUGAUCGAGGCGAUGUUGCUGGUCAGGAAGGUGUUAAAUGUUUUAGAUUUGGGGGGUAUAAUACUAUACCCCAAGAGUGGUAAUAAUCCACAGACAUUGAUCUUAAAGGUAUAGUGACACAUUUAACUUUGCUCAAACAACCAAAAGAUAUUUAACUACACCUGCUUAUUGCUGUGCCUCUCCCCACCUUUCUCACACACACACACACACAUACCUCCCCUCUCUCUCUCUUUCUCCCUCUCUCCCUGUCAUAUGGGUCUCGUAUAAUGAAGGUAACUACAAUGUGCACCUCGCGCUAGUCUUGCGGUAGUUUAUAUUUCUUCAGGGGCGGGAAGGAAAAGGCUGAAUGUGGACGGUGCGACUCCUGUUGCGGAACCUGAGCGUCUCCUCCGCGCGCAUUGAUUGGCUUACCGGUAACACUAGCGCGCGGGCGGGAUUACCGUAAAGAUGGCGGCCAGGAGGCGCUACGUCACCAGAGCGUUAGAGCUCGCAGCACGUGCCCCUCGUCUCGCUCCUCUCCGCCAGCACGACCCUCAGAUUAGCUGAAUGUAUUCGAGAUAGUUACAUUUAAAAAAAAAUUUAAAAUUAAAAAAAUGCUUUAAUUUAUUUUAUUUUGUUUUUCUUCUUUCCUUUUUUGGGACGAUUUCCUCCCCCUCUGUGUUUUCAUUUCUUCCCCCAGGCAUGUUUUAAUUCAAUGUUAAAGAAAAAAAAAAGGAAUUGUAAAUAUUUUGUUUUGAGUGUUAAUGGGGAAAAAAAGAAUUUUGAUUUUUAUACAUUCGUUUGAUUUUCAGGAGGGGGAACGAAGUCCUUUUUACCCGCUUCUGGGGGUUUGUACAAGGUGACAAAAACGUCUGUCCUGGCCUCGUUCAUCGCGUUCAUGCUUCGUUUAGUUUAUCUGCAGUAAAGUUUUAAUUUGCCACUCCAUUGCAGUUUAUGUACAUUUCAAACCAAACACGCAAGCGAUGACUGUGGCUUUAUUUUUGUUUGCUUUACCAUUUUGACAGUAUUGAAAUAAACGUCUAAUUGGCAUUUGUCCUAAAAACGACAAAUUCCCUGCCAGUCAUUUGUCUCACCCCCCACCUCUCAAGUCGAAUGAAAGACCAGACCGGUGCUUGCUACAGUAGGUUUAUGCUACAUUUUGGGUGUUUGCAAAACCUUUAAAUAAAUCCUCUCUUCACGUAAACUUAGCAUAAACCUCCCUUGACGGAGUGGGUUUGUAAUCAGUCGCUUUGGAGAAUAUAUUUUCGGUUGAGACGGAGAGGGAGCGCGUUGAAACCCGAUCAAACGAUCGCCGUGCAACGUCGUGGUGUUGCAGCACGUGGAAAAAAGAAAGAAAGAAAAAAUAUAUAUAUAUAAAAAGAACGUUCUCGCAACAUUUCUGUUGAAUCUUAAGUUAGUGAUAUUUUUGCGUGAACUUGGGGAAAGCGUUCCCCCUUGUGUGCUGUCACAACACCGCCUCGCCAGUGCCUUUUCAAAGUGUAACAGAACCAGGGAGUCGUUCUGGACUACUAAAAGUGCUUAAAAUAAAAAUAAAAUGUUUUUUUUUGUGGAGAGCGUUUUUAGAUACCAACACUGCAAGUACCGUACUCUGUGGAAUUUAUCAUUAUUUAGAUAUCAGGUGUUAUUUUCUUUUUUUUUUUCUUUUUUUUUUUGUCAUACUAACUUUUCAAAUAUACAUAUACGCAUUCACACGUUUUACUGAUAUUCUACCGUUUAUUUGCUGCGCGUGCUUCAUAUGCUUUUGUACCGGUGUGAAAGUGUGAUGUUGUGCAGUUGUACACCUGCAAUCUUCAGCACAUUUUCCUGGUAUAUCCAUAAACCGCUGGCAGCUAACAAUAAAAAUAUAUAUAUUUUCACUA